AUGAGCUCAGAGACGGCGACACAUUCAAAGCCUCACGCGCUACCGGAAUGGCCGCCCCUGCUCUCACUUGCUUAUCAACGGGAGCUCACAGACCUCGCAGCGGACUGGGCGAUGUCGCAUGGGCUUGUCUACCGGCCUCCUGCGAACCCGCCCUCCGAGCCUCACCCGUCGACAUCCCGCGUCAUACAUGCCCCUUUCACGCUCUUCCCCUCUCCUCUCCCGCGCACACUGUACGAACUAGGCAGGAAGCUUCAGCCAUUGUAUAACGCUCUCUAUGCGCGGGUCGCACUUGAUGUGCCCUGGCUCGAGAAGACCAUGGGCGCGGUGGCGAAGGUGGACGACUUCCAGCUGCAGCUGUGCAAGAUAUGGCGGCAGGUUAGGGAGGAGGGUAUCACCCAGGUGCAACUCGGCCUGUGGAGAUCGGACUACCUCGUUCAUACCCUGCCUGAUGGAGCUUUCACCCUCCGACAAGUGGAAUUCAACUGCAUCUCUUCCUCUCUCGGGGCAUUAGCGUCAAGGACGAGCAAGAUGCACCGGUACCUACAAUCCGCGACGGGAUACUAUGGUGUACAUCCGCUGCUCGACGCUCGUAAUUUACCUGAGAACGGGGCUCUGCAGGGGCUGGCAGCAGGCAUCGCUGAAGCGCACAAGGCAUAUGGUGUUCCUAACGCGACCGUGCUCUUCCUUGUCCAAUCCCACGAGCGGAACGCAUUCGACCAACGGUGGCUAGAAUACGACCUGCUUGAGAAGUACGGCGUGCGGGUUGAGCGUGUCACCUUUUCCGAUCUGGUCGCAUCUGCGAGUUUGUCGGAAAGCAAGCAGUUGCUCUACUCCUCCCCUCUCGCCUCUGAACCACUUGAGAUCUCGGUCAUGUACAUGCGUGCUGGAUACACACCGGACGAUUAUCCGGACGAGAAGGCGUGGGAGGUACGACUCCUAGUCGAACGGAGUAAGGCGAUCAAGUGCCCUACUGUUGGUGCACAGCUCGCUGGUGCGAAGAAGGUGCAGCAGGCGUUGAUGGAAGAGGGGGUCCUCGAGAGUUUCAUGCUCGACUCUUCCCGGGGAGCAGAGAAGUUCACCGAGGCUGAUCUUGCCCUCCUCCGAGCUUCGUUCGCACCUAUGUAUCCGCUCGAUGCGACAACACUCCAGCAAACGAUCGACCAUGCCGACCAUCUUGUGCUCAAGCCCCAGCGUGAGGGAGGGGGCAACAACGUCUACCGGUCUAAUAUCCCGUCGUUCUUGGAGAAGCUCCCUGUGGCGGAACGUGAUGCUUGGGUAGUCAUGGAGCUCAUCGAGCCCCCGCCUUCGCGCAGUGUGCUGAUCAAGGCUGGUACAAGUGAGCAGGGAGGGACAGAGGGCGACGUCAUUUCUGAACUUGGGGUAUACGGGGUCUGCUUGUACAGGAAGGAUAGUGAAGGAACGUGUGUGAUCGAUGUUAACAGGGAGUGCGGGUAUUUGGUGAGGACGAAAGGAAGGGAAAGCAAUGAGGGUGGGGUUGCUGUCGGGUUUAGCUACUUAGAUUCUUUGGUGCUGGUUGACUGA
Molecule: messenger RNA, 1542 nt
Organism: Dacryopinax primogenitus
Lineage: Eukaryota; Fungi; Basidiomycota; Dacrymycetes; Dacrymycetales; Dacrymycetaceae
Product: glutathione synthase
Exons: 3
Coding region: 1-1542 (513 amino acids)
Biological process (GO): glutathione biosynthetic process
Cellular component (GO): cytosol
Molecular function (GO): glutathione binding; ATP binding; glutathione synthase activity
Source: RefSeq, a predicted model, not a curated record